Messenger RNA from Phlebotomus argentipes, 1116 nucleotides. Its product is annotated as UDP-GlcNAc:betaGal beta-1,3-N-acetylglucosaminyltransferase-like protein 1. NCBI's taxonomy places the organism in Eukaryota, Metazoa, Arthropoda, Insecta, Diptera, Psychodidae. Bases 3 to 1097 code for a protein of 364 amino acids. The transcript is spliced from 5 exons. The record is from RefSeq and is a predicted model, not a curated record.
UCAUGUCUUGUCGCUGUGAAGAUGAAGUGCAGGAAGAAGCCAAAGUUUUGAGCGGAUUUGUGAGUAUUAUAAUUACUGUUCUGAAUGGUGAAAAAUGGGUGGAUUCGUGUAUGGAAUCGAUUCUUCGGCAAGAAGGUGAUUGCGUCCGGGAAGUGUGUGUUUUCGAUGAUUGCAGCACAGAUGGAACUGUCCAGAAGCUCCUUAGCUGGACUUCUAGGCUCCUUGAGGUGAAUGUGCGACUUGUACUCACUGAGAACUCUCCAGGACGCCCGAGAGGAGUGGGUUUUGGAAGGAACAGAGCUAUACAAUCUUCUUCGGAAGAGUUUCUCUGCUUCCUGGACAUUGACGAUGAGAUGACACCAUGCAGAUGUUCUAAGCAAUUAGAAGUAGCCAAGAAGAAUACUCAGGCAAUCGUCGGAGGAAAGUUUGUCAGGGAUCCUCCGGAUUCUACGCACAGAUUCACAAAGUGGGCCAAUGAGAUACCCCAGGACAAGCUCAAAGUACAAAUAUACACAUCCCAUGGACCCACAGUCGUAAUGCCGACGUGGUUCUUUCACAGAAAUGUUUUUCUUUCUGUUGGAGGAUUUUCCGAGGAUGGAAAAGGAACUCCUGAAGACCUGAUCUUCUUCUACAGUCACUUAAAUCUCGGCGGUGAACUCUUCAGGGUUGAAGACACUGUUCUAAAGUACAGAUAUCACGAAGAAGCCACAACGUUUUCCAUUCAUUGGAAAACUAUCUGGAGACUCCGAAUGGAUCACUUGAUAGAACGCGUCUUCUGCAAAGAUCCCUGGACGAGUGGAUUCACAAUAUGGAAUGCUGGAAAGCAGGGAAAGCGCUUCUACAGAGAUCUUCCUGUGCCUCUGCAGAAGUUGGUCAGAUGUUUCUGUGACGUCGAUCCCCGGAAGAUCCGACGCUCUUUUCAGCCCUUUGAUCCCGCGACGAGGAAGUGUGGCUCAGAAAUUUCUAUAGUAGACUUCAGAGAAGCACAACCACCGAUCAUUGUGUGCAUGAAAAUGGAUCUCACGAACGGCGCCUUGGAGAACAACAUUAAGAGUUUGAACCUCGUGGAAGGAAUUGAUUACAUUUUAUUCUCUUGAUCGUACAAAAAGGGGAAAA